AUGGAUGACCGCAGAGAUUUGAAUCCUAAAUUAAAAGAGGUGGUGCGAAUGGUGCGGGAAAUAUCCCGCAUUUAUAAAAUAAAAAUGCCCGAAGUAGGGGUCUAUCCUUCCCAAGAAAUUAAUGCUUUCGCUACUGGUCCGGCUGGCAAUACAUUGAUUGCCUUUUCCACCAAUUUAAUUAAUACUAUGAGUCUCUCCGAAAUUAGAGGGGUGGUCGGUCAUGAGUUAUCUCAUCUUAUCCAUUACGAUAUCGCUCGGAUUUUGGUAGUUCAAGGAAUAUUUGAUGUUCUUCAUUUUCUGCUUCGUGUUUUAAUUGCUUCUUGGCUAUUUCAACCCAGCGAGGAGGAGAGAGAAACCGGCGAACUUAAUAUCGUCAAAUUCAUUUUCAAAUUAAUAUUUUUUGAAAUACUUUCUGCUAUUAUGCGAAGGGAAUUGGCUGCCGACCGAAGGGGGGCUGAAAUAGUAGGAAUUGACGAUAUGCUGGCGGCUUUACGGAAACUUUUGGAAUUAGAAAAUAGAAUUAUGUUUACUAUAACUAUAAAAAUACCUAACCUAACUGAAAAAGCGGAAAAAUUUUUAGAAAAAGAAUUUGCCAAGUUAGAAAAAAUAUUUAAAAAACCGCGUGAAUUGCUUUUUGAAGAGGCGUUAAUUAGAAAGCAUGAAGUUAAAGAAAAUACUAAAAAGAACCGCGAUGAAUGGCAUAAAGAGGAAAUUAAAAGAGAACAAUAUAAUUCUUAUAUUGUAGAAGCACUAUUUGAGUUUUUAGAGGAUAUGGAGGAUUUGAAAGAUGUUGAAAAGAUUGAGUGA
This is a messenger RNA of Racocetra fulgida, 807 nucleotides long. NCBI's taxonomy places the organism in Eukaryota, Fungi, Glomeromycota, Glomeromycetes, Diversisporales, Gigasporaceae. The record is from the annotation of a GenBank genome assembly.